AUUUUUCAACAGGAAAUUGUGAUUAAUAAAAUUGUAGAAUACUUAAAAAUCUACGCAACUAACAUUGCUUCACAACUUGCAAACACAUCAGAUCUUCUCGGAUUUUUUUCUUCGAAAAUGCAUAAAUGUUUCGUAAAGAUCACAAAUGUUUUUCGCCACAAAUCCACAUAUGCACCACCAGCAAGUGAACCUAUCAAUGCUGCCUCCGUAGUGGGGGCGCACGUCCGUCAUAGAAGUGCGUCUGCAGACGAUAAUGAUGGAGGUCGACGCAGUCGAGAGGGAAGCGCGGACAACGCUGGUAACAACGAAAUCAGCACACGAAAUGCCGACGUCAAAGCCAGUCGGCGUCUCAACAAUGUUGCGCGCGAUAAGCUAAAGGAGUGCAACAAAGAUAAGAGCACUGAUAAUGGCGAUAAAGCAAACACUAUUGCGCCAAAUGAGCGAAGAAUGCUUAAAGCAAAACGAGAGAAUGAGGGCGAAGAGCAGAAGAAAACGAAAUCUAAAUAUUUCAUGCGCAGUGCAACGUCGCCAAGUCUAGGCAGGGGCAGUUGUGAACCAGGGAUGAUGAGCACCAGCGAUAUGAGUGAUGUUGUUGUCUAUCGAAGCAGCUACGAAGGCGGCGGCACUGUUGAUAAGCGAAUAAGUUCGCGUAGCAGCGCGCGCAGUAGUGGCAUAUUUCGGCUAUUUUUGGGUAGCAGUAAGAAGAAGAAAAGUGAGCGAGUGAAGAACAAUGAAAAAGAAAGAGAAAGGGAAAAGGAAAAAGAAAAGGGAAAGGAUAAGGAUAAGAAAAAAGCAAAGAAAAAGCGAGCGCCACUGGCGGUAAUGGAACCACAGCAGUUGGGCAUCGAAGAAGAUGAGCUAAAAGCGUUGUUGAAAGUCAAUGACUACUCAGACGAAGCGCCAAUGGCAACACCGGAAAUACGUAACGCCAUUAACGUAAGCGAAAUAAAAACCAACUCUAAUCAUGAAAAAUCGCAACUGUCGGACAAGGCACUUGAUAUAAGUGCUUGCGAUAAACUGACGCCUCGUUGUAGGACAGCAGCCAGCAGUGAUAAUAAUACGGCUCGUUAUCACGCAAGCGGAAGUGCGGACGAUACGCUCGCGCCCGCGAUGGACACAGCUAAAACCAUUGCGUCGCACGAUGAACGCAGCUACAUAUCCGAAUACAAAUCUUUUGUCGAGGAUGAAAAGCCAAAUUUAAUUGGGACGCCGUUCCCUGAAACGGAAGCUUUCAAUUUCGAGCAAGUACUUAAUCGCUCAGCAAGCAUGCGUCACUCCAGCGAUGUGGCAAGGAAGCUUGCGCCUGACGUGCGCGUUGAGUUGCCAUGCCGCACCAAUGUCAGCGAUGAUUGCUUGGCACGCACACGAGCAUUAACACCAAAAACCCCCGAAGAAAUCGAGUAUGAAGCCAAUGUUGCAGCGGAAAGCGCCGACGUUAUGACACCACUACCACAAAAUCUCACCUUUCACUCUGCUCGCAAGUCCCUCAGCACUGGGCGCACGCUUGCCUCAGAAAUCGCCGACAUGAUACGCAAUUUGGAUGCAAACACUUUACGUAUUAACAAUAUGACCGUUGAGGAGAAGAUGGAGCUGAUGCGACGUUUCGAGCAGCAGCCACCUGAGCAGCAAGAAAAACAGUCACAGUGCUUAACUCAUCAUCCACAUCAUCAAAAUCAUCACGCGCACAACACGUCACAACAUCAGCACAACUUACUGCGGCGCAGCUCAUCCGGUUCGCGGAACUUUAAUCCCAUGCGUUUAGCGGUGGAGAAUCGCAUCGCACUGCAGGCUACGCAACAGCUGCAUGGAAGUGGUGGUGGCGACGGCGACGGCGGUGGUGCUGACGAGUCUGCGUGCGAUUCAGAUGGUGAAAAUGUGGAAGUGGUAUUGCGUCGGAAAUUCGUUGACUAUCCCCGCGGUGCAAAGGUGACAAUGUCUACGUGCCUGUAUGAACGUCGGCUGCCAAAGAGUCCGAAACUGAAAUUGCUGGUGCAAUCACAACAUAACGACAGCCGAGAUGAAGGAAGCGAAGAGCGAUCUCUCAUGGACGUAAAAUUUCCAACCGUCUUACCACCGAAUCCCCAACUUAAGGCUUUAUUGGUUUUCCACAAGUCGGAUAAUAUCUGCGAAGUGGUAACGGAGGCAUGUCAUCGACAGCAGCUCGAUGUAACGGUGGCGCGUACCAAAGAGGGUGCUCUCGAGACCUUGUCCAGCACCAGUGAGGAGUUUUAUCAUUUAAUCAUAAUUGACGCACGCUCUACAAAACAUUUGGAUGCUGAGUAUAUAGCCAGGUCGAUACGUCACACAAAGGGCCAUCAUUUUACGACAAUAAUUGCUGUGGUUAAAAAGAG
Messenger RNA from Rhagoletis pomonella (apple maggot), 2351 nucleotides. Its product is annotated as general transcriptional corepressor trfA-like. NCBI's taxonomy places the organism in Eukaryota, Metazoa, Arthropoda, Insecta, Diptera, Tephritidae. The record is from RefSeq and is a predicted model, not a curated record.